Molecule: messenger RNA, 852 nt
Organism: Mollisia scopiformis
Lineage: Eukaryota; Fungi; Ascomycota; Leotiomycetes; Helotiales; Mollisiaceae
Exons: 3
Coding region: 203-730 (175 amino acids)
Source: RefSeq, a predicted model, not a curated record
CUCGAUGAUCUCAUAGCGAAGGCAAAGAGUAAUGCGAAGGCCAAAAACCCAGCGACAAAGUACUUGGGUCGCUUUCGAUUAGCGUGCAAGAAGGAAGAUAUUGAGCAGAUUGAGAUGCAGUUGCAUCGUGCCGUGACCAAUCUUAAUCUGGUAAUGACGACAAAUUUAGCCUACCAUCACCCAAGAACUCGUCUUACUCCGGAUGGAUGUCACUGAUAACAAAAGUGUUUCAACACAUCGAAUGUCCACCAAGAAGCCUUAUCAACGAAUCCAAUCGACGUCAUAUCACCGCCAAUCCACCUCAAGACUGGUCUAUAAGGGUGUUCUAGGAACCAUCGCUGCCAAAGUAAGCUCAGAAUCCGAAGAAAACCUCGAGGCAGAACAUUCCACAAAGGCGUAUACCAGAGAAGAAAGGUCAUGGUUCAUCAUCCCGUCGUUCUUUUCCCGGUGUGUGCAGAUACAGUAUUCGAGCGCUUUCGGAUCAGCUGAGAGGGUCUUACGAACUUACCCAAUCAUUCGAGAUGAUCAUCCAGUAUGGAAGAUGUGUUCGCAAAACGAUACCAUCGGCCUACAACAACUGUUCAGCGACCGCGAGAUUUCGCCCUACAGUGUUGACAGCCACGGAGCAACUUUAUUACACGACACUGUACAUUGGUUCAACGUCGAAACCAGUGCUCUAUUACUCAAUUUUGGAGUGCAACCCGGUGUGGAAGACGCCCGUGGCAGGUAAGUGGUUGUCUUUCCAACCUCAAUCUUUGGUUCGUGCUUAGAUUUUUGUUUGAUAAUGGAGUGUCAUUGGAAUGGAUCGCUGGAAACGUCGUUUGAUAUACAGUACCAAUUCAGAGUACCGAA